Molecule: messenger RNA, 322 nt
Organism: Oncorhynchus gorbuscha (pink salmon)
Lineage: Eukaryota; Metazoa; Chordata; Actinopteri; Salmoniformes; Salmonidae
Product: b(0,+)-type amino acid transporter 1-like
Exons: 3
Coding region: 32-295 (87 amino acids)
Biological process (GO): amino acid transmembrane transport
Molecular function (GO): L-amino acid transmembrane transporter activity
Source: RefSeq, a predicted model, not a curated record
UUCUGACCUCACAGCUCUCGCUCUCAUCGUCAUGCGAUUCACCAGGAAGGAACUCAAGAGGCCCGUCAAGUGUCCCAUUCCCAUAGCAGUGCUGGUGGUGAUAGUGUCCUGCUACCUGGUCCUAGCACCGAUCAUAGACAAGCCAGAGCUGGAGUAUCUGUACUGUACCAUCUUCAUCCUCAGCGGUCUGCUGCUCUACUUCCCCUUCGUUCACCGCAGGUUCAGCUGGACACGCAGGGUCAUGAGGCCAAUCACCAUGCACCUCCAGCUGCUGAUGGAGGGUCGUUCCUCCUGAGAAAACGAAUAGAGGAAGAUAAUAAAC